Molecule: messenger RNA, 2302 nt
Organism: Camellia sinensis
Lineage: Eukaryota; Viridiplantae; Streptophyta; Magnoliopsida; Ericales; Theaceae
Product: putative inactive receptor kinase At2g26730
Biological process (GO): protein phosphorylation
Molecular function (GO): ATP binding; protein binding; protein kinase activity
Source: RefSeq, a predicted model, not a curated record
GAUACCACGCUUCUCCCUUUACAAAAACACACUACCCCUCAUCCCCCCGCUCUCUCUCUCAAUCUCUCUCUCUCUCUCUCUCUCUCUCUCAUGGCUUGUCGCCGGAAAAUCACUUCUGGGUCCGUCCAAAGUCGCCACCACAGACAACCAUCACCACCACUUCAAGCCCACAACUAAGCCCAACAAAACCCAUUCUCCCAUUAUAAAAAUACAAAAAACCAAAAUCAAUGGAAUACAAGUUUGUUGUUACUGGUUUCUGGGUUGUUCUUCUUGUGUUGUUGGCGUUACUGAGUCACCGAGUCGACUCUGAGCCGACUCAGGACAAGCAAGCUCUCCUUGCAUUCAUUUCUCAAAUCCCUCACGCCAAUCGCCUCCAAUGGAACGCCUCCGACUCGGCCUGCAACUGGGUCGGCGUCGUCUGCGACUCGAAUCGCUCCUUCGUCUUCUCUCUCCGCCUUCCCGCCGCCGGACUCGUGGGUCAGAUUCCGGCCAACACGAUCGGAAAUCUGGCCCAACUCCGAAUCCUUAGCCUCCGUGCCAAUCGUCUUUCCGGCCAAAUUCCCUCCGAUUUCUCCAAUCUCAAGCUCCUCCGAAGCCUCUAUCUACAGAAUAACAAAUUCUCUGGCGAGUUUCCGGCGAGUAUCCCCGUGUUAACUCGGUUGAACCGUUUAGAUCUCUCUAACAACAACUUCACUGGUUCAAUUCCAUAUUCUAUCAACAAUCUGACCCAGUUGUCUGGUCUUUUGUUGGAGAACAAUGGCUUCACUGGUACUCUCCCAAGCAUCAGCAAUUUAAGCUUGGUAAACUUCAAUGUCUCUUACAAUCGUCUCAACGGUUCAAUCCCUGCGUCUCUGUCGAAAUUCCCGGCGAGCUCAUUCGCCGGAAACCUCGCUCUCUGCGGCGGACCAUUGCCACCUUGCAACCCAUUCUUCCCCUCACCAUCCCCAUCACCAUCUUCAAUUCCACUACCGCACCAAAACCCACCACCAAAAAACCCCAAAAAGCUCUCAAAAGCCGCCAUUAUCGGUAUCUCAGUCGGAUCAGUAGUGCUUCUCCUUGUACUGCUCCUAAUUCUCAUCCUCUGUUUACGAAAGAGCAGGGGAAAGGCGGCGAAAACCCAGAAACCACCGGCUACGGCGCGCUCAGCGGCGGUGGCGGAGGCAGGGACGUCGUCGUCGAAGGAUGACAUUACAGGUGGGUCAGGAGAAGGAGAGAGAAACAAGCUAGUGUUCUUCGGAGGUGGGAUUUAUAGCUUCGAUUUGGAGGAUCUGCUGAGGGCUUCGGCGGAGGUGUUGGGGAAAGGGAGUGUAGGGACGUCGUACAAGGCGGUGCUGGAGGAAGGGACGACGGUGGUGGUGAAGAGAUUGAAAGAUGUGGUGGUCAAUAAGAAAGAAUUCGAAAUGCACUUGGAUGCUUUGGGGAAGAUCAAGCAUGAUAAUGUCGUGCCUCUCAGAGCUUAUUAUUAUUCUAAAGAUGAGAAAUUGCUUCUCUCUGAUUACAUGUCUGCUGGUAGCUUGUCUGCUCUUCUUCAUGGAAGCAGAGGAUCAGGGCGAACACCACUAGACUGGGACAACCGGUUGAGAAUCGCCUUAACCACAGCAAAAGGUCUAGCCCACCUACACGUGUCAUCCAAAAUUGUCCACGGCAACAUCAAAGCAUCCAACAUCCUCCUCCGCCACGACCCCCCAGCCGCCGCCUCUGUUUCGGACUUCGGCCUCAUCCCCCUCUUCGCCUCCUCCACGCAGCCUAGCCGCGCAGCCGGAUACCGAGCCCCUGAGCUCCUCGACACCCGAAAACCCACCUUCAAGUCCGACGUGUACAGCUUCGGAGUCCUACUCCUCGAGCUUUUGACUGGAAAAUCGCCGAUCCAGGCUUCGCUCGGCGAGGAAGGGAUCGACUUGCCGAGGUGGGUCCAGUCGGUGGUGAGGGAGGAAUGGACGGCGGAGGUUUUUGAUGUGGAGUUGAUGAGGUAUCAUGAUGUGGAGGAAGAGAUGGUUCAGACGCUGCAGAUUGCGAUGGGGUGUGUGUCGACUGUACCGGAUCAGAGACCCUUGAUGAAUGAUGUGGUCCGUAUGAUUGAGGAUAUGAUGAGUAGAGAUGAUGGGUUACGACAGUCGUCUGAUGACCCGUUUAGGGGAUCGGACGGUUAUACUCCUCCGCAGGGGUCCAGGACCCCACCUCCUCCUGCUCUCACACCUUAGACUCACACAGACACUUGUCUGAAAAUUCAAAGGGGGCAUAUUUGGAAAUGGCUAUAUAUUAAUCAUGUGAUUCAUUCAUUUUGCUGAUUCUUGCGUGUAAA